AGAUCGUCCGGGUAGUCGACACGCGUCUUCCGACACUCUUCCUCGCUUCAGUCCGCUUCGUCCGGUGUCGCGAAAUCGCGAUCUGUUCUUCUCCUUUUUCUCGUCGCGAAUUUUCGAAUAUCGCGAUACCCGGUCGGAUUCCGGAGUUUAUUCUGAGCUUUCGAGUUUCUUCCGGUGGUAUUUCUUCUUUUCUUCCGAACAGGUGAUAGUCAAAGGGCUAACGCGCGGAUCCGGGCGGGUUCGGUGGUGCACGGUAAAAGCCGUUUCACGGUUUAUUUUCGCGAUCGGGCGCUCCGCGAGAUCGUCGGGUGUGUGUAGCGAUCGCGUUUGAAGUGAUUCGAUGCUCCAUCAAAUUAACUGAUUGUGACAAGUGCGAAAAUGCGGAUGCAGCUGCUGAAGAUCGUGGUGGUCCUGUUGGUGGCAGGAUCGGGCGAUACCAGGCCUCAGAAUGGCGUGGAUUUGCAAGCGACGACGACGAUAGAAAGGAGCGACGCGGAAUGGAGAGGCAUCCAGGUUUCGAGCAAGUCACACGACAUUGUUCGAGACGAUAGCAGCGAACAACUGAACGACACCCACCGUGAUUUGAAGGAUCUGCAAUAUAUGGAUCAAUCUCUGAGAACCGUCGCCACUCAACUCCUCAACGUUACAAAUCCACAAGAUGUGAUGAAGGUAAAUAACGAGGAACUCGUCAAGGCCGAGCCUAGCGUCGCGACUACGCCGAAAUCCUCGGAGAAGAACACCCCUUCGUUGAUAAGGGACGUUAGUUCGGAGACCAGCAAUUUGGAGCCCGUGAGUUUCGGCAGGCCGAUCAAUUCCAAGUUCAGCUACUUUGAGACCAGCCAUCCGGGUCAAGCGAUGGCGAUGACGGAAGAGGAGCUCGAGCGGGAGAUGAGCACGACGAGGCUGAUUACCGCCUACAAAAAUCACCCGACGACCACCGGCGGUAUUUCUACUUGGAUUCUGUUAAAUCCGCCGUCCACAACUGUGAAGAGCGUGGAGAUCGAGAAGACAAAGACGCAGCAGCCGUUCCAGACGGAGGUACGACUCACGGUGAGACCGAGCUCGUCGGUCGAAAAAGUGGAAACGAUCCCUGAAAAGAUCAUGGAGAAGACCACACCACUGUUGACGCCUGUUAUAACCACCGAGAAAGUGACCGUGAUCACGAAGAAACCGACCGCGACGACGAUGAAGAAGAUCGCGACUACUUUGAGACCGGAGAAAAUUACUCAAGAUUCAGGAAAGGUAGAAACCUCGUCGAGCACGACUUUGAAGAUGACUCACACCACGACAACGAGCACUUCGACGACGAGCGACGGAACGUUGACGACUGUUGUCACGACAAAGAAGAGUCCACCGCCGAGAACCACUUCUAAGCCGAAAGUCACCACGCCGAGAACGACCUCGCAUUCUAAGGCGACGACAACGAAGGUGACAACGACGAAACCGGCCAGACCGAAGCCAACGAGGAAAGCCACGAUCAAGCCUGAAACAACGAAGAAUGAGACUUCUGCGUCGACGGGUAAGAUCGAAAAGGUGACCUUUAAACCGGUCCCGAUCAUCACGACCCCGCAGAACAAGCAGGAGAAUACCGAGAAGCCGUUGUUUGUUACAAAGAUAAAAGCGUCGGUGCUCAUGGACACUCAGAAGACUCCGAUCACUUUGCUUCCAGCUACUACCGCGUCCACCCUAAGCGCCAGUGCGUUGAAAUCGACUUUGUCCAGCGCGGAUCUUGUGGAGGUGCCAGUGAGAUCGAAACCGAUCGGCACAAAGGGGAACAACGUGCUGAAGGUGCAGCUGAAGAAGCCCGUGGACGAGACUACGCAGAUUGAGAUAGAGCCGAUCAAGGUAAACGCGCCGAUCCUGAAGAUCGAGAAGGUCGACAAGAACAAAAUGGAUGAGAUCGUGUUGAAGGACACGGAAGAUCUUGACAAUUCCAGAAUAGAUCUAAAGUUUGACUUUAAUCCCGAGCUGACCAAGAUUAAUGUGGAAACACAAACGGAGGUAGCGACGACAUCGGCGCCAAGUACGACAGCGUCGACCAGCACGAAGCGGCCGAGGCAUAGCUCGAAAAGGAAGAAGAACAAGAAUCGCAGGCGCAGGCCCACGACCUCGAUGCCAACUUCGACGACAGUCGCGAUGGUGCCUAUCCAGAUGGAGACCAGCGAGAGCGUUACUGAUUCCACCUACGUGGAUAACGAGGUCCAAGAAUCGAAGAUCGCGCCCGAGACAAAGGUCGGGAAUUCGACGAAGACCAAGAAGAAGCAGCCGCAGAAGGCGAUCGGCACUCAGAUCUACAACUUCCUCAGUCGCGAAGUGAUGCCCAGCUUCGGCGUCAUGUCGCUGGUAGGUCUAGGUCUCGGUCUCGCCUCGUAUUUCCUGUAUCCCUUCGGCGGUACGAUCACCCGUAGGAACUAUGAGGUGGAGCCGAACUACAAGUACAAUAUGGAUGAAUACGGCGGUAAUUACGGGCAGAGCGAGGAGGAGAUGUUGUCCAAGGUGUUCCAGGGUAUGACGAAUUACGAGAAUAAAUAUUCGGGAGGGAAGGACAGCUACAACAACGGCAACUACUAUCAAUAUCAGCAUUACGAUGGCGCGUACGACACUCAAACGACGAAGAAGGUCGACUCGAGAUAUCCGCCGGUGUCUACUUCUCCCGUUUACAAAACAGUGGAAAACACCAAGCCGGCGGUGAAGUAUCGGAACACAGAGUUUCGGUAUCCCGAGGCGCAAACUACUCCGGUUUAUUACGAUCGCAAGCGACCGGAUCUCGGAAGUUCGGCGGAGGUGAACGCGGGCUCGGCGGCGAAUCGGCAAUUCGUGGUCGGCAACGUACCCAAGGAAUAUCCGUUCGACGUGAAAGUGUCGAACUUGCCGGUGGACAACAAGAAGGGCGUCGGUUACGUGUCUACGGAGAUCGGACAGACGCAGUUCGAGAGGGACGUUGCGCAGGGCUUUGAUUUCCCGAACGCGGCCGCCUUGCACAGCUAUGGCCAGGCGCAUCUGGCAGUAUCGACUGCCCGACCAGACGACGGAUAUGAGGAAAUUGAGAUAACGCCGACCGCGGUGGCCGUCGAGCACGGGCCGCGAUCCCUCAAAGUCAAACGCGCCGCCGUUGACGAGGCCGAGGGCAGUCGAGGGCGAAGUUCGAGGUUGAAGAGGGACUCGGUAAUACAAAUAAUACCGUCGAAGCACGAACUGGAAGAGGAGCGCGAGGAGGCGGAGAAGGAAGAAGAUCUGAGCAACGAGAUUCUGGACAUCAUCGAUUCGGCGCUGCCGGGUGGCGGGAUGCCGCACAAGAGGGGCAGCAACGAGAACAACGAAGUGGAGGAUCUCGAGGGGCAGAAAAGAAAGGAGGAGGAGGAAGCUAACACUCGCGUGAAGGCGUCCACUUUGAAAACCAGCGUGGAACACACGGAGGACCCCGCGACCCCCACGAUUGGAAAAAUAAAUGAAGACGGUAGCAGUGUCUCUCCGGAGAAUUCAUCCGAUAAGGGUACGACGCAUCCCACGGACCUGAAAAAUCCCGAAGCGACGACCGUCGAGUGGUUCGACGGCUCGACCACGACGAAACCCUCGGAGGGCUUCAGUCUCAUAAAUUUCGUGAAGAAGGUGGCCGAGAUCAAGUUCAGACUGGGUUUGACGAUUCUCAAGCACGCCAGCGAGGGCUUCGCGCGGUAUCUAGGUCACGUGCAGAAGAGGAUCAACGGCGAGGAAUGAGGGGAAGGGAAAACUUGGAGGAGCAGCGAUGGAAGUUCUCGCGUCAUACGACGACACGCGUUUCCCAGUUUCACGGCGCAAUACGGUGGACACGCGGGUCCACCGUGUAACGCCGGAUAGUAGCGUGACGACGACCGUAGUCCUAGUAACGGUAGUCAGAGGGAACGCGAAGAAGCGACUCUCCCCCUCCCCGACUUCUUCGCAGUCGAUUUAAGACGCGAUUUCACGGACAAUCAUUUUUGUCCAUCCGUAAACGAUGCGAUACGAUACGAUACGCGAUCGUCCUUUCACUUAGAAAGCUAAAACGACGAAGAGGAACAUAGACUACUGUUCCGAUCACUGAACGCGCGGCGUCGUCCUCUUCAAGGUAUCGCGAAAUGUAUCUUCUUCUAGGAUUUUUCUCGGUGCUCGACGCGCGAAGGAUCGACAAUCGACGGCGAUGGCCUCAACGCCUAUUUCACACAAUCAUUGUUCAAAAAAACUUCAUUCGAUUAACACAAAGUGUCUUAACUUUAGUCUUCGGGUCCUGGUAAGCGUGCACGGAAUGCAACUCGACACGCGCUAUACAGCGUGAUAAGAUGCAUUCUAGGGGUACUUUGUCGAAACCAGAACGAUCGAGAUAGCCGCGGGUUUGGUGAGGGGUUUCGAGAGAUUUUUUUCCUUUCUCUCUCUCUCUUCCACACACGGGAUCGAUUGGAUCUUUAUUAAAAGUCGCUUUUUAAUCUCUCUACAAUUGUUUGGUAUAUAUGCGCGCUGCUCUCUUACCCUCUCGCUGGAGGGCGAGCGAAGACAUAUGGUGGAGCCGAUUAUUGGGCAGCUUAUACUGUAAAGUACGCUAUAUAUAACUAAAUAAAUAAAACAAGUUGAACGAAUAAAUAAAUAAAUAGAUAAGUAUGCAAACUCUCUAUGUAAUACCCUGAUAUGCGCUAUGUAAAUAAAUAUUGGAGAAUGUGAACCGCUUGUGUCUCUCUCGUAACAUUGAUCUUUGAAGCGGAAAGUUGCCGCGAUUACUUCGAGUCGUACCUGGGAGAAAAAUACCGAACAGUCCGAUAUGCCGUUGGAUCAUAAACGAACACAAAUUCGACAAUUUAUGACGCAAUUUAAUUUGUUGCAGAUAGAGCGCUUAUCGCAUCGCGGAAUAAAUCGGGAAUUUACAUUCGCCGACGCGACGAUGUUCGCGAUCAAGCGUAA
Messenger RNA from Temnothorax curvispinosus, 4908 nucleotides. Its product is annotated as mucin-5AC-like. The transcript has 4 exons. NCBI's taxonomy places the organism in Eukaryota, Metazoa, Arthropoda, Insecta, Hymenoptera, Formicidae. The coding region runs from base 379 to 3717 and encodes 1112 amino acids. The record is from RefSeq and is a predicted model, not a curated record.